Phalaenopsis equestris is the source of this 1447-nucleotide messenger RNA. Its product is annotated as zinc finger CCCH domain-containing protein 37-like. The record is from RefSeq and is a predicted model, not a curated record. Lineage: Eukaryota; Viridiplantae; Streptophyta; Magnoliopsida; Asparagales; Orchidaceae. Gene Ontology annotation, molecular function: mRNA binding; metal ion binding.
UUUAACCCAUUCUAAAACCUCAUCCUCCCGUUCCAUCUCUGCCACCCGCGAAAACCCUAGCUUCCAAGCCACUCCUCUGCAGAUGUCGAACCAGAUCUACUAUAGCUCUACAUACACCAGCGGUGGAUUAGGAGGCUACACGCUCCGCGCCGCAGAUCCCUACCUUCCAACUGCGGUGGGUUCCUCUAGAUUCUCGACUGAUGCACUCACCGUUACUGACGCCGGCGAGCGGACUGCUUCUUUGUCUUCUAGCCAGGCCAACGGUUUUAAGCUUCCGAACGUGGAAAUCCGCGGUGUAGGCGGAGCUGGAAGCUUAUCGAUCGGGAAGAUUGGCGGGGGACAGACGUCGGUGACUUGGCUUGGGGUUGAUGGGGCCGGUAAAGCGGGAUCGAAGAGGUCCGCUGAAGCUCUCUACAAUCAGAAUAUUUUGGCAUAUAACUCUAUUGGCCAAAGUGAUGCUUUAUUGUCAAAGUACUCUUUGCACAAACGCCCUAGAGUUGUGGGUGCAAGCCACCUGCCUUUAUAUCCCCAGCGUCCUGGAGAGAAGGAUUGUACUUACUAUAUGAUGACGAGAACCUGUAAAUUUGGAGAUUCUUGCAAGUUUGAUCAUCCAAUUUGGGUUCCUGAAGGGGGAAUUCCAGACUGGAAAGAGGUUCCACUUAUUCCUAUUGUCCAGUACUUCUUGAAGACGACUCAAAAGUGCAAAUAUGGUUUGAAUUGCAAAUUCAACCAUCCCAAUGAGAAAUUAUAUUCUUCAACAGGCAUUGUAGAGAGCAAUGGAUUUUAUGUAGAUUUACCAGAAAGGCCAUCAGAACCUGUUUGUGCGUUUUAUGCAAAGACCGGAAAGUGCAAAUUUGGUGGAAAUUGCAAAUUUCAUCAUCCAAAGGACAUUCUGAUACAAUUAGCUGCAAAUAAUGGACCAACAUCAAACAAUGAUGAUGCUAGCAGUGGUUAUUCAAAGCAAACAAAGUCAUUCGUACCAUUCACGCCUGCUUUAUGGCAUAAUUCUAAGGGCCUACCCAUACGACCGGGUGAAACUGAUUGUCCAUUCUACCUAAAGACUGGAAGCUGCAAAUUUGGCACCACUUGCAGAUAUAGUCACCCCGACAGAUAUGUUGUCACUGCUCCUGUUACAACGCCUAAUAUAGGCCAUGCUUAUAUAACUCCAACAGCUGCCACUUUACCCGUCGGAGUCAUAAAUCCAGCAGCUAGCUUUCUCCCAACUUUGGACGCUCGUUUUGCUCAGUUUGGAGCUGCGACAGCUGUAUAUCCUCAAAGGCCUGGAGAAAUUGAAUGUGAUCACUAUAUGAAGACUGGGCAUUGCAAGUUUGCAGAGAGAUGCAAGUACCAUCACCCUUUAGAUAGAUCAGAACCAACUGCAAGUUUCAACAGGCAGACUCAACAACAAGCUGUCAAGCUUACUCUUGCUGGCCUCCCGAGAAGAGAG